Syzygium oleosum is the source of this 1455-nucleotide messenger RNA. Its product is annotated as alpha-1,3-arabinosyltransferase XAT3-like. The transcript is spliced from 2 exons. The record is from RefSeq and is a predicted model, not a curated record. The coding region runs from base 5 to 1342 and encodes 445 amino acids. NCBI's taxonomy places the organism in Eukaryota, Viridiplantae, Streptophyta, Magnoliopsida, Myrtales, Myrtaceae. Gene Ontology annotation, molecular function: glycosyltransferase activity.
AUACAUGAACUUUACUUGCUUUUCCAGUGAUUUUGCGGUUGUCAAUUGGAAAGGGUCAUCAAUUGUGUCCAUACCUCUUGCAGUUGUAGAAAACUCUAUGGCAAAACAGGAGCAACGAUCCAAUUCCACAACUUUCCAGAGUACUUCAUCUUCAAUGACCGAUCAGCUGAUGGCAGAAAAUGUGAUGAAGCAAAGAGAGCCACCGUGCCAUGUUAUGGACCUAAGAUCAGAUUUAUACAACAUAACUGGUGACGUAAGGAUCCAUGCCAAGUCCUCCACAGUUUUCAUCCCUUUCCCUGAAAAAAUAAAUUUGUCUCGAGGACACAAUUCCUGGAAAAUAAGACCAUAUGCAAGAAAUAAAGACUUACGAGCAAUGAAUCGUGUCAGAGAAUGGUUGGUAAUACCUGCAGUUUCAGAUGUACAAGUUCCUCAGUGCACCCAAAAUCAUACCAUCGCAUCCAUUCUCUUCUCCACAGGAGGAUAUGCAGGAAACCAUUUCCAUGACUUCAGUGAUAUCAUAAUUCCAUUGUACUUAACGUCCAGGCCCUUUAAUGGAAAAGUGCAGUUCCUCAUUUCAGAUAACCGCUCUUGGUGGGUCACGAAGUUCCGAGCAAUUUUACAAAAUCUUUCUUACUACCCAAUUAUCGAUAUUGAUCAAGAAGAAGAUGUUCAUUGUUUCCCAAGCAUCAUCAUGGGUCUUCGGCGCCAUGGAGAGCUAGAUAUAGAUCCUUCCAAGUCUCCAUACACGAUCAGAGACUUCAAAGAGUUUUUGAGAAGCACCUACUCAUUGAAAAGGAGAAAUGCAGUUAGACUAAGACAUGGUGACACUAGAAAGCCUCGUCUUUUGGUAAUAUCAAGGAAAAGGACUCGAUCAUUCACUAAUUCUACGAAUAUUGCAGAGACAGCACAAAGUAUGGGGUUUGAAGUGAUUGUCGCUGAGGCGGACAUGCACGUGGCUAGAUUUGCAGAGAUAGUGAAUUCUUGUGAUGUGGUGAUGGGAAUACAUGGAGCUGGACUUACUAAUGUUCUCUUCCUUCCCGAGGGUGCGGUUAUGAUACAAGUAGUUCCAUUAGGUGGUGUAGAACUGGUUGCAAAAACAUACUUUGGAGACCCUUCGAAGGAAAUGAACAUAAGGUAUCUGGAGUAUAAGAUAGGGACAAAAGAGAGCACUCUGAUAGAGCACUUCCCACUAGACCAUGUGGCCUUGAAGAAUCCAUAUUCAUUCCAUAGAUGUAACUUAGAAGCUUUUAAGUCGGCUUACUUAGACAAGCAGAAUGUCACGAUCAAUGUUAGGAGGUUUAAACCCACUUUGCUUAAAGCCCUUGAACUUUUGCACGAGUAAUGGUCAAUGGUCACACACACAACAUUAAGCUCAUCACCUGUAUAAGCUGAACUUUUACGAGGCACUGUUCAUCAGUGAGAUGUAGACAAUGAUCAAAAGAUUAUGUUUUUCAA